UAUAGUCACUUUGGAAUAACCGGAGAACGUAGCAAUGGUGCGGGAUCCACGACGCAGAACUUAGUCAAAGUUUACAGCAUGAAUGCAAUAUACAGAAAAUAAAGUUCUAUCCACAGUUUUUCACUUAAAUUUUAUAUAAUGGAAGACUCAGAUGCAAUAACCAGUAAUUCUGCAAUCAGUGUAGACAUUAUAGAAAAUUGCUCAAAGAAAAGAUUCAAUGAUGAAAUUCAACCCAACAGAAAACCAUGUAUUUUGAGAGAUAUUGAUAUAGGUUUAUGCAAAACAAAAUGGACUGUCGACUAUCUUUGUCAAAAUGGUGGUGAUAUACCUGUGAAAAUUCAUGUCAGUAAGACACCUCAGAUGAAUUUCAUAACUAAAAAUUAUGCAUAUAAAACCUUGCCUUUCAAAGAACUCGUUAGACGGGCUGCUGAAAAUAAACAUGAGGAAUAUUUCAUCUCAGAUAAUGAGUAUUACUAUCUCCGAUCGCUUGGUACUGAUGUGAGGAAAGACGUGGCAGAUGUAAAAAAACAAUUCCCUCAACUCGCAGAUGAUAUAUUAAUUCCGAAUUUUUUCCCAGAAGACUCAUUUUUUUCCAGUGUUUUCCGUAUUGCAUCUGAAAAACUUCAACUAUGGACUCAUUAUGAUAUGAUGGACAAUUUAUUAAUUCAAGUUAAAGGGCGAAAAAGGGUUGUUCUAUUUCCACCAACGGAUGUUGAAAAUCUAUAUCUUCAAGGUGACAAGUCAGAAAUAAUGGACAUUUUCACGCCAGAUUUGUCGAAAUAUCCACUUUUUGCAAAAGUAAAACGUUAUGAAGCAUUUUUAGAACCGGGUGAUUUAUUAUUCAUUCCUGCCUUGUGGUUUCAUAACGUUGUGGCACUGGAAUUUGGAAUCGCUGUAAAUGUAUUUUGGAAAAAUCUUUCACCCCAUACACUUUAUGACAAGAAAGAUCCUUAUGGUAACAAAGAUCUAAUUCCCGCUGCACGAGCGCUGGACUCAAUCAAACAUGCGAUAAAAGUAAUCGGUGGGCUACCUGCAGAUUAUAAAGACUUUUAUGGCCGUAGAAUGGCAGAAUUAAUUAGGUCUAAAACUUACAUACAGAAUUGAUAGAACAAGAAUUAAAUAAAUUACAGCCAAUCUUAUUCUUUUUAGUUUAAUGAAUUCGUUAGUUUCAUUUGUCAAUUAAAACUUGAAAUAGAUUUUUAUUGCUGAUUGAUUAUCGAAAAUUCAUUUUUAUUUUUUUUAUCAAUUCUAUUUAAAAGAUAAUCAUUGAGAAUUAUGUUAAUUACAAUAAGUGAUUUAUUUUGGUUCAGUUUUGAUGUAUACUAUUAAUGGUAUUUAAGAAUGAAGAUUUAUAGAAGGAUAUUUGAAUAGAAAUAAUAUUUGGUUUUAACUGAUUUCAAACCAUCGUGACAUAUAAUAGACUCAAGUUUCGCCCCAUUAUAAUUACAUUUUCAAUCAUAGGAAAUUCUAUUUGUAUGGCCAAAACUAAUUAUUUUUGAUUGAGUUUUUUUAUCAUGCUUUUAGUUAAAAAUUAACAAUUAAUUCUAAUCUAGUGAUGAUUUUUUGAUCACAG
This is a messenger RNA of Styela clava, 1573 nucleotides long. Its product is annotated as tRNA wybutosine-synthesizing protein 5-like. NCBI's taxonomy places the organism in Eukaryota, Metazoa, Chordata, Ascidiacea, Stolidobranchia, Styelidae. Gene Ontology annotation, molecular function: tRNA binding. Gene Ontology annotation, biological process: wybutosine biosynthetic process. The record is from RefSeq and is a predicted model, not a curated record.